Messenger RNA from Chanos chanos (milkfish), 7224 nucleotides. RefSeq names its product calcium channel, voltage-dependent, N type, alpha 1B subunit, a (gene cacna1ba). Gene Ontology annotation, biological process: calcium ion import across plasma membrane; chemical synaptic transmission. Gene Ontology annotation, cellular component: voltage-gated calcium channel complex; membrane; neuronal cell body. The transcript is spliced from 51 exons. Gene Ontology annotation, molecular function: high voltage-gated calcium channel activity. The record is from RefSeq and is a predicted model, not a curated record. The coding region runs from base 1 to 7224 and encodes 2407 amino acids. NCBI's taxonomy places the organism in Eukaryota, Metazoa, Chordata, Actinopteri, Gonorynchiformes, Chanidae.
AUGGCUCGAUUCGAAGAUGAUCUACCGACCCGCUGUGGAGGUGGGGGUACUCCAUCGGGUCCUGGGAGAGGGGCAAACCGGCAGGGAGGCCCCCCAGGCGGACCAAGAAUGUACAAGCAGACGAUGGCCCAAAGAGCUCGGACUAUGGCCAUAUAUAACCCCAUACCAGUCAAACAGAACUGUCUCACUGUCAACCGAUCCCUAUUCAUCUUUAGCGAAGAUAACAUCAUACGAAAAUAUGCAAAGAAAAUUACCGAAUGGCCUCCAUUUGAGUAUAUGAUUCUUGCCACCAUCAUAGCAAACUGCAUAGUCCUGGCUUUGGAGCAGCAUUUACCAGCCUCAGACAAGACGCCAAUGUCGGAGCGUCUGGAUGAUACGGAACCCUACUUCAUUGGAAUAUUUUGUUUUGAAGCCGGGAUUAAGAUCAUAGCCCUGGGGUUUGCGUUUCACAAAGGCUCUUAUCUCCGUAAUGGCUGGAACGUGAUGGAUUUUGUUGUUGUGUUGUCAGGGAUUCUGGCCACCGUGGGAGCGGACUUUGACUUACGGACGCUGAGGGCAGUGCGUGUCUUGCGGCCACUGAAACUGGUGUCUGGAAUUCCCAGUCUUCAGGUGGUGUUGAAGUCCAUCAUGAAAGCCAUGGUGCCCUUGCUUCAGAUCGGCCUCCUGCUCUUCUUUGCCAUCCUCAUGUUCGCCAUCAUUGGCCUGGACUUUUACAUGGGCAAAUUCCACCAGACAUGCUUCCGCAAUGACACAAGGGAGCUGAUUGGGGAGUUUCCCUGCGGUAAGGAGUCUCCGGCUCGGACGUGUGACAACGAUUCCGUGUGUGAUGAGUAUUGGAUCGGACCGAACUUUGGCAUCACCAACUUCGACAACAUCCUGUUUGCCGUGCUCACCGUCUUUCAGUGUAUCACCAUGGAAGGCUGGGUGGACAUCCUGUACAAUGCCAACGACGCCUCAGGGAACACCUGGAACUGGCUGUACUUUAUCCCUCUCAUCAUCAUUGGCUCCUUCUUCAUGCUUAACCUGGUUUUGGGUGUUCUGUCAGGAGAGUUUGCUAAGGAGCGUGAGCGGGUGGAGAAGCGGCAGGAGUUCCUGAAACUGCGCAGACAGCAGCAGAUCGAGAGAGAGCUCACCGGUUACCUGGAGUGGAUCUGUAAGGCAGAGGAGGUCAUGUUAGCUGAAGAAGACAGGAACGCAGAAGAGAAGUCGCCUCUUGAUGGAGCGUGGUAUAGAAGGAAGUGCAACAAUCCAGUCUUGAAACGAGCCAAGAAAAGCAAGAACGACCUCAUCAAUGCAGAAGAGGGGGAGGAUCACUUCACAGACAUUUCGUCAGUUGCACCCCAAGGCUCUCCGUUCGCCCGGGCCAGCGUGAAAAGCAGCAAGAACGAGAGCUCGUCGUACUUCCGACGGAAAGAGAAGAGGAUACGCUUCUUCAUCCGUCGCAUGGUGAAGGCCCAGAGCUUCUACUGGACGGUGUUGUGUCUGGUGGGACUUAACACGAUGUGCGUGGCCAUAGUCCAUUACGACCAGCCCGACUGGCUCACCAACGCCCUGUAUUUGGCAGAGUUUGUGUUCCUGGGCUUGUUUCUCAUAGAAAUGAGUCUUAAAAUGUAUGGACUGGGGCCCAGGAGCUAUUUCCACUCCUCCUUCAACUGCUUUGAUUUUGGGGUGAUUGUGGGAAGUAUUUUCGAAGUUAUUUGGGCUGCCAUUAAACCUGGAGCCUCGUUCGGCAUCAGUGUGUUACGAGCUCUCCGUUUACUGAGGAUCUUCAAGGUCACAAAGUACUGGAACUCUCUGAGGAACCUUGUGGUGUCUCUGCUUAACUCCAUGAAGUCCAUCAUCAGCCUGCUCUUCCUCCUCUUCCUCUUCAUCGUUGUGUUUGCUCUACUGGGUAUGCAGUUGUUCGGAGGACAGUUUAAUUUUGAAGAUGAAACUCCAACAACAAAUUUCGACACCUUUCCUGCUGCCAUACUCACUGUGUUCCAGAUACUUACAGGAGAAGACUGGAAUGAAGUCAUGUAUCGUGGGAUAGAGUCACACGGCGGCGUCAGAAAAGGAAUGUUCUCCUCUGUCUACUUCAUUGUUCUGACUCUGUUUGGGAACUACACCCUUCUCAAUGUCUUCUUAGCCAUCGCCGUCGACAACCUCGCUAACGCGCAGGAGCUCACCAAGGAUGAGGAAGAGCAGGAGGAGGCCAUCAGUAAAAGGCUGGCUCUCCAGAAGGCCAAGGAGGUGAAGGAGGUCAGCCCAAUGUCAGCGGCCAACAUUUCCCUCACGGCUUUUGCAAAGCAAAACCGAGGAGUGGUGUCUUCCAGCUCCUCUUUCUCUUCUCCUCUAUCCAGCAAAGAGCAGCAGCGGUCCCUGAAGAUGAUGUCGGUAUGGGAACAGCGUACGAACCAGAUCCGGAAGCACAUGCGGGCCAGCAGCGAAGCCCUGUAUGCGGAGGACCGGCCCGCUUGCGUCUCCUCCAACCUCCAUCUCCGCACCGAUGUCAAAACCCACUUAGAUCGCCCCCUGGUGGUUGAGCCACGCGACGGCCCGAUAAGGUCCCACAGCGGGUGGGACAAACCCAGGGAGGCGGGCACUCUUGAGGACGCGGAGACGCCCGUGGAAGCCCCGCCCCCCUCGUCGACCGCGACGGGCCACCCCCGCAAGCACCACCGUCGCCGCGAGCGACCGUCCGGAGACGCCCAGGAGAACAGCGAGAACGGGACGACCAGAGAGGGGCGCCAUCACGUGCAUCACAGCCGAAGCAAAGACCACGACGGAACAACGCGGUGCAAAGACGGAAAGAACGAGAGAAGCCGGAGCCGGGAGGGGGGCCGGAGACACCAUCACCAAAGCUCAGUGGACGAAGGAGGAGGAGGAGGAGGGGGCGGAGCUGUUACCGCGGAGAGGGAGCACAAGCAUCAUCACUCCCACCGACAGAGCCGGGAGGGCAACGGAGUGGUCAGCAGCGGCGGGAGCAGGGGGGAGAGGAGGUCGCGACACAAAGAGGGGUCAAGGUCAGGUACCAGGGAAGGGGAACGAGGGUCACAGGGAGAGAACGGGGGCAGCGGAGGUCGCAGAAGACACCGGCCUCGCAGCAGCAAAGCCCAGUCGACGCUAGAAGGAGGAGAGGAAGAACGGAGGGAAAACGGAGAGAGAGAAGAGACCAAGGGACACGGGCACAGGCAUAUGGAGUCAGAGGGGGACAGUUUGGCCAUCACGCCUCAGCAGGCUCCGGUGGGGAACAGGUGGGGUCUGGAUAAGGCGGAGGACUCGGACAACCAGCGCAACGUCAACCGAACGGGUCAGAUGGGCGUUCACAUCCCUGUCACCAUUACCUCUCCACCCGGAGACACGACCCUUAUACCCAUGAACAGUAUAGACAGUGAGACGGCGCCCAUGACAGAGGAGAAGAAGAACCUGGACGAGCUGAACCAGAGCCGCCCACGACCCAUCCUACCCUACAGCUCCAUGUUUAUCUUCAGCCAGACCAACCCGGUGAGGCGUUUGUGUCAUUACAUUGUGAGUCUGCGAUACUUUGAGAUGUGUAUCCUGGUCGUCAUAGCGAUGAGCAGCAUCACUUUAGCUGCAGAGGACCCUGUCCACGCUGAAGCCCAGCGCAAUAAAGUGCUGAAAUAUUUGGAUUAUGUCUUCACGGGUGUUUUCACUUUUGAGAUGGUGAUUAAGAUGGUCGACCUGGGCUUGCUGCUCCACCCUGGUUCCUAUUUCCGUGAUCUGUGGAACAUUUUGGACUUCAUUGUGGUCAGUGGCGCACUGGUGGCUUUUGCAUUCUCGAGCUUCAUGGGAUCUCAUGAAAAUGUGAACAGUCCAAAACGAGGAGGCAAAGGCAAAGACAUCAGUACCAUCAAGUCUCUCAGGGUCUUACGAGUGCUACGCCCUCUGAAAACCAUCAAACGGCUCCCAAAACUGAAGGCUGUAUUCGACUGUGUGGUGAACUCUCUGAAGAAUGUGCUGAACAUCCUCAUCGUCUACAUUCUCUUCAUGUUCAUCUUUGCCGUCAUUGCUGUCCAGCUCUUCAAGGGCAAGUUUUUUUACUGCACCGAUGAGUCUAAAAGACUGGAACACGACUGCAGGGGUCAGUUUCUGGAGUAUGAUAAGGAUGAUGAUGUGACAGCUCAGCCUCGUGAAUGGAAGAAAUACGAGUUUCACUAUGACAACGUGCUCUGGGCUUUUCUCACGCUUUUUACUGUGUCCACCGGAGAAGGGUGGCCAACGGUACUGAAGCAUUCUGUGGAUGCCACAUUUGAAGACCAGGGUCCCAGCCCAGGCUAUCGCAUCGAGAUGUCCAUCUUCUACGUCGUCUACUUCGUGGUCUUCCCCUUUUUCUUUGUUAACAUCUUUGUGGCUUUGAUCAUCAUUACUUUCCAAGAGCAGGGAGACAAAGCCCUGUCUGAGUGCAGCCUGGAGAAAAAUGAGAGAGCCUGCAUCGACUUUGCCAUCAACGCCAGGCCGCUAACACGCUACAUGCCUCAGAAUCAGCAGUCAUUCCAGUACAGGAUGUGGAAGUUUGUCGUUUCGCCGCCGUUCGAGUACUCUAUCAUGAUCAUGAUUGCGCUGAACACUGUCGUGCUAAUGAUGAAGUACUAUGAUGCACCAGACACAUACGAAGCCACGCUGAAGCACCUGAACAUCGUCUUUACAGCUCUGUUCUCUCUUGAAUGCAUCCUUAAAAUCAUUGCUUUUGGCCCGGUGAACUACCUGAAGGAUGCCUGGAAUGUAUUUGACUUUGUCACUGUGCUGGGGAGCAUCACCGAUAUCGUGGUGACAGAGAUUAAUGUGAGUGAGAGACUGGACCGUACGCUCAAUCUGAGUUUCCUGAGGUUAUUCCGGGCUGCGCGUCUCAUUAAGCUACUCCGACAGGGAUACACCAUCCGGAUCCUUCUCUGGACUUUUGUCCAGUCUUUUAAGGCCCUGCCGUACGUCUGUCUUUUGAUUGCCAUGCUGUUUUUCAUUUACGCCAUUAUAGGAAUGCAGGUGUUUGGGAACAUUGAGUUAAAUGAAGAAACUGCCAUUACACGUCACAACAACUUCCAGACUUUUCUGCAAGCAUUAAUGCUUCUCUUCAGGAGCGCCACAGGGGAGGCGUGGCAUGAGAUCAUGCUGUCGUGUUUGAGCCAACGAGCUUGCGACAAAGCCUCGGGCAUCGCCGGGACAAAGUGCGGCAGCGAUUUCGCCUACUUCUACUUCGUCUCUUUCAUUUUCCUCUGUUCCUUCCUGAUGUUAAAUCUAUUUGUUGCGGUCAUUAUGGACAAUUUUGAGUACCUGACCCGCGAUUCCUCUAUUCUGGGGCCUCAUCACCUGGACGAAUUCAUCCGCGUGUGGGCGGAGUACGACCCUGCGGCCUGUGGCCGUAUCAAGUACCUCGAUAUGUAUGAGAUGCUCCUACACGUGUCCCCACCUUUAGGUUUGGGGAAAAAAUGUCCGCCGAGAGUCGCCUACAAGCGACUGGUGAAAAUGAACAUGCCAAUCGCUGAUGACAACACCGUGCACUUUACGUCCACGCUUAUGGCCCUCAUCCGCACGGCGCUCGAGAUUAAAUUGGCGUCAGGUAUGGUGGCCCAGAGGUUGUCUGAUGCUGAACUGAAGAAAGAGCUGGCCACCGUUUGGCCAAACCUAUCCCAAAAGACCAUGGAUCUGCUGGUGACACCUCAUAAACCCAAUGAGCUCACUGUUGGGAAGGUGUAUGCAGCACUGAUGAUUUUUGACUACUACAAGCAGAACAGAGCUAAGAGACUCCAGCAGCAACAGCAGCAGCAAAAUCAGCAGGCAGGACCUGGGAGUCAGAACAAAGUUGGGGCACUUAUUGAACCCAUCCUUCCUCUGACCCACAUCCAGGACCAGCCCCCGAACAACACGGACUCCCCGUCCGAACCGCAAACCCAGACCAGACCCAGCUCCACUGCCCUGAACAAUGGCCGCACCCACCAAAGCACCGAUGGAGCGAUCAGAGCAUCUUCAUCUUGGGUCACAGAGAAGACCAAAGAGGAUCACAAGUCCAGAAGACGACCCAUCUCGAGGGGCCAGUCUGAGGAUGUCCCAAAUGCAAACACUGUCCAAGAAUCAGUUGAGAUGAAGAAAAUGGAACACAGUUCUCAUUCGGUGCCCUCUGCUGGUCUGGAGGGACAGGGCAGGGCAGUAUCCAUGCCAAAACUCAAUGCAGAGAUGCAGAGGAGUCACUCGCGUCACUCCCCUGGGACCAUGCUAGCACCUAUUCCUGAUACCAGCCCGAUGAGACGCUCUGCAUCCACAUUUGCCCCACAGCGCCCCCAGGAGGUCAACCUGCGUGACUACACUCUGGAGAAACCGGCCCAGGAACGACCUCACCACCAUCAUCACCACCAUCAUCAUCAUCGCUGUCACCACCGCAGAGAGAAGGACAAGAAACAGAGAUCACUGGACAGGUCGCCAAGUGGCCAGCCACCCGGCACUCUGGGCGACCUCGCGGGUGACCCCGCGACCCGGGAGAAGGCCCACCACGACAGGGGUCGUUCUCACGAGAGAAAGCACCAUUCGUCUUCUGCGGAGAAGCAGCGCUACUACUCGUGCGAUCGCUACGGCAGCCGUGAGCACUGCCACGGCAAGUCCGCCACGACCAGCUGUGCCACGUCGCCCAGUGGCGGUCAGGACGCCGGUUUCAACAAACAGGGCAGUGGUUCGGCUAAAGGGAGCUUGUUGACCUUGACCUCAGGGGCAAGCACUCCGAGCCGUGGUCGCCGGCAGCUGCCCCAGACGCCUUUGACCCCUCGACCCUCCGUGGCCUACCGGACCACCAACUCCUCCCCCGUGGGUUUUCUGGACGCCCUGCUGCCGCCUCAGAGCCCCAGCCCGGGACGGCUGAGCCGUGGCCUGUCCGAACAUAACGGGCUCCUCCACAGUGGCUCCCCGUCCCCCUCCCCAGUCACUCGGAUAAGCUCGGAGCCUUUCCUGAGCCCCCCUUACUGCGGCCCCCCCCACGAGGCCCUCCUUGUCUUCCAGGAACCUUCUGCUGUCCCCUGGACCACGGGGCCAGUCGCCACUGCCCCCCAACCUCCUCCACAGUUACUGGUCGGCCCCAGGAGAGGCAGAGUGACUCUGCCCAAUGGGUACCACUUCACGGGGGGCACCGCCGUCACACCCACGCCUUUCUCCCCCCAACACCACCACCAGGCGGGGCCCAGUGCUGCCGGCAGGGUGCCGAGAUACUACCCAGAGACAGAGGAAAACGAAUGGUGCUAG